ACCAUUGUAACAAACUGUUCACAGAACAGGGACUCUGUUUUAUGCGUAGUGUGAGCGAUAUUUCGUUGAUCUCAAAAAGGAAUCCAUUUCAUCGCAACUGUUUAAACAGUGGACUCGUCCUUUAUUUGCUGAGCGGUUUAUUCUUAGAGCCUUAGUGCUUUAUUCCUCGAUGUCUCCAAUUUCUAUCAAGCCUUGGUCUAUUUCUUCCGUUGUACAAAAUUGCACCCUCUCUGAAAGUUUUCGGCCUCAGAUUUAUGGGCGUUUGUCCUCUCCUGCCUUCCCUCAAGGGCUCGUUUGCCAAACAACCGGGAAGAAGAAGACGAUGGACGGCUUGAAUCGCGCUCACGUGACAUGUGCCCUUCCCUGGAAAUUUCCUGUUCAGUUUCCUUCUUCAAAUGAACGCUCAGCUAUCCGCGAAUUUAGCCCUGUGCAAUUGCUGCGUGUAUAAGAGCGAUCAGAGUGUCCUACCGUAUAUCUGUCUACUGUCGGCCCUCGGAAGUGUAAUUUCCUCACCGCCAUACAUCACUCCUCCUGAAGUCAGACUUUAAAUUACGAGAAGAUGUCGAGAGCGGUUGUUCCCACUGCAACGAUUGGUGACCCCGUGGAGCUGUACAAGCUGGUGACGAAGGAUAUUCCGAAAGCCAGUUCAGGAAAUGUCGUUGUUCGACUGACCCUCCGCCCUGUGAACCCCACGGACUCGCUGGUCAUUCAGUGGGGCGUGUGGGCAGGUCACGACCUCGACAAGCUUGUUGUUGGUUCCGAGGGGACCGGAGUCGUCUAUGAGUUGGGAGAGGGAGUGACCAACUUCAAGAAAGGACAGAGGGUUAUUCCACUCAUUUUCGGACGAUACUAUCCCGAAGGAUAUGGUUUGUGGAGAGACUACGUGGAGAUCCCCGCCAAGGACUGUGUCGCCGUUCCUGAUGACAUCCCAGAUGAGUUCGCGGCUCAGUUCUUCAUCAACCCAUGGGCUUUGUACCAGAUGUUGAAGCUGCUCAACAUUCCCAAAGGAGAGUAUCUGAUUCAAGGAGCUGCGGCCUCAGUCCUGGGAAGGCAAGUGAUUACUUUGGCAAAGCACUGGGGUAUCAAAACUAUCAACAUCGUGCGGAGAGAUUCACACAUUCAGGAGUUGAAGGACAUCGGAGCCGACUACGUUCUAAACUCAGAGACAGAAGACAUUCCUGCCAAGGUGGAUGAAAUCACGGGAGGAAAGAAAGCUUAUGGAGCUUUGGAUCCGGUACUCGGUGACAUGACCAAGAUCUUGUUCGCGAGUGUACGGAAUGGCGGCCAAGUUCUUGCAUACGGUGCGUUGUCAGGAAACGAUGUGAAACUGGAUGUCAAGGAUUUGAUGAGGGGUGUGGACUUGAAAUUUUUCCUGGUGAACGAUCUCGGCCAUGACUUAGCCAAGAGAGAAGAGACUUCCAAGGAAAUUUUUGAGCUUAUGAGGCAGAAGGUGCUUGAGCCUCUCUCAGGAAAGAAGUUCCCCUUAGAGGAAUUCCAGGAGGCUAUGAUUGAAGGCAACAAGCCUGGUCGGGGCGGGAAGGUUUUCUUGGAAAGCUAUGAUCACUGAAUGCGUUAUGUUCCACUUACGAAUAGAUACAUGGGUAGAAGCUUGGUUUUGUUUAGUCAGUAAAAAUUCUGAAUCCAUUGGGUUUUGUUGAGAUGCACACGUGCAUAUUGUAUAGCAGAAAAAUCAGCUUCUUCUUGUUGAGGAGUAGGUAUGGUAGUUUUUACAUGACGGUGAAUAAUAUACUUAAAAGAGGCUCAUCGUGAGCAAAUGUCAUCAACUCUCUGCGCAAAAGUAUGAGAUAUAUUUGCGUACAUUUUACAUUUUGGUGUUUGUUCAAAAAGUAACCAACGGA
Marchantia polymorpha subsp. ruderalis is the source of this 1859-nucleotide messenger RNA. The record is from the annotation of a GenBank genome assembly. NCBI's taxonomy places the organism in Eukaryota, Viridiplantae, Streptophyta, Marchantiopsida, Marchantiales, Marchantiaceae.